AUGUUUUGUCAACACGGUGAGAAUAAUUUUGUAAUUAAAAGAAUAACGCAUCAAUUUAGCUGAAUACGCAUUUUUCUACCUAAGACAAUUUUGUGUUUUUUACUAAUCUCAGUUUAAUGAGAGAACGUAUUAAGUACACUUUAUAAAACAUUACAGCAAUUAAACUCUGCAAAUUCAACACUUAUGAGUUCAAAAAGAGGUGGUUACCCUUCUGGGGGUGAUUGUCAUGGUAUGCGAUAUCAACGAGGGAGUCGUGAUUCUAGGGGAAAUUGUGAUUCCAGGGGAGGGCGUGAUUUUAAAGAAGGUCGUUAUGGAGGUAAUCGGGAUGGUAAUGGUAGAGGCAAUUUCAAAGAAUUUAGAGGUUCUGAUAAACCACGAGGUGGAAUGGGAGGCCGUCAAGAGAUACUCAAUGUUCCUCAAGGAAAAUAUAACGUUGCAUCCAAUCAAUACAUUUUGCAGCUACCGAAAAAUGCAUUUGUCAUUUACCAAAACUUGGUUACUAUAAAAGACGCAAGAAGUGAUACAUUUAAAUUAUUAAAAGAAGAGAACGAAGAUAUAUUAAGAAGUUACUUACGAGAGAAAAAAGUUCCUUUUUGGGAUAUAUUACCUUAUGAUGGAGAAAAUUUGUUAAUAAGUUCGGAACCUAUCAAGAAUCCAAUAACAACUCAUAAAUUUUCUGGGAAAGAAUAUGUUGUUGAAAUCAUGUACAAUAAUAUUUCUUACGAUAUUUCAAAAAUUUUAUCUGAGGAGAAGGGAAACGCAGAAGCAGUUCAUUGUCUUAGCUUAAUCUUAAGAAUGGCGACUCGUGUCACACAAACGACACCGGAUGCAAAACGUUUUCUUCCAGAAAAUCCUUCAUCUUCAGAUAUUGUCGAAUUACGUUCAAGACGUAAUUUAUCCAUUAUUCUGGGUCAUACACAAAGUCUUGCAGUUAAUUUACACUGUAAAUUAUUGUCGCCUGCAUUAAAUUCUUCGUUGACUAAUUGGCUCCAACAAAAGCAAAGCAAAUAUUUGGCAGUAGCCAUUAAUCCAGCCUGCAAAUUAGCUAUUCAAAGACAGUCGAUCGCAGCUUAUUGCUUAAGUGCGUUCAACGUGGAUUUGUUCAGUAAAAACAUCAGUAGUAAUAAUAUUAUUGCGUUAUCAAGCUUAAAAAAUUUAAAAGCGGAAACACAUUAUAUGCCAGACCCCGUAACAAGAAAACCAUCAAAACGAACUUUUAAAAUUGAACGAAUUUCUUUUGAAGAGACCCCCAUGUCGUAUAAAUUCGAUUAUGAAGGUUCAGAAAUAACUUUACUUAAUUAUUUUGAAAAACGGUAUAAAAUCUUUUUAAAACAUCCUCGGGGACCAUUGGUUCAAAUGAGACCAGCAAAGAAAAAAACGUUCAUACCAGUGGAACUUGUCGAAAUUUCUUAUCAAUACAUGAAAAACAUGGAAGAAGAGGAUAUUAAAACAGCAAUGGCAACUUCAAUGAUUAUGGAUCCUGGUAGCCGUUUAAACUAUUGUUCAAAAAAAAGGCAACUUUUCGAUAAAAAUCCUGUCAUGGAACAUUUUAAAUUAGGCAUUGAAACAAAGCCACAAACAUAUAAUGCUUUUAUAUUGAAACCUCCUUCUAUUAUGUAUUCAAACGAUUGUAAAGCACCUAUUAAAGGUUCAUGGAAUUUGGAGCGAAAAAAACUUUUAUUACCAAUUACAUUGAAUACCUUAAUUAUUGUAGCAAUUAAUACUCGUAAUUUUGGUGAAGAGGAAGUGAAGCGAUUUGCUGCAGAAUUUCUGCAAACGGCAAGAUUACUAGGAUUUAAAGGAACAUUAACGUAUAAAGUGAUUUGGGCGACAUUGAAAAAUCUUGAUACUGUAAAACAUCAAUUAUCCAAAAAAACAUCAACAGAGUUUGUCUUAUUUAUUUUACCAUCUCAAGAGAUUGAUGCCUAUGAAAACGUCAAAAACUCCUUUUACCCCUGUACGCCUGGUGGAUGUGUGGUAGCACUUCAAACCCCCAUCUUGAAUCCCAGAAAACGACCCAGUACUGGACAUUUUGCUAAUAUUUUAUGCAAAAUCAAUAAGAAAAUGGGAGGAAUUAAUCAUUCGUUAUCUGGAAAUUCGGAGACGACAAGUACCUUAUUUGGUGCAAAUAAAUCAUUUGCUAUUGUGGCAUAUUCAAUGCUUGCAAAUAGUAUUCCUUCUGGACCGAAAUCAGAAUUUGAUGUGAAGGGUUGUGCACUUCUUGCAUCUUUAAGUGGAAAUGUUCAACAUUUUAAGAGUGAUUUUUGGGUACAGUUAUGCAAUGAAACAAAAAUGGAUGUUUUCAAAACUCGUUUAACGGCUUUGUUCAAAAAAACAUAUAACUCCCCUAAAAAAAAUUGGCCACAAAGACUUGUUGUUUUUCGUGAGGGCGUUCCCGAAAUGAAAAAGGAAGAAAUUGUUGCGGAGGAAGUGGCUUUAAUCAAAAAUUGCUAUGAAUUAGAAAGUUUGCCUGAGCCUGAUAUAAUUGUUUUAUGUGUUUAUCGGAUGCAAGCUGUAAGAUUUUUUAAUAGUAUCAGUUCAGCACCAGAGAACUCUAAUAUUCCACCUGGAACGGUCAUCUAUGAAUCAGCUGUGGCGUCUGGAACUUGCCCUAAUUUUGUGCUUGUAGCCCACGCUGGUUUAAAAGGAACUAGUCGUUGUCCUCGAUAUUAUAUUGUUCAUGAUGAUUUAUCUAGUAAAAAAAAAUUAAGUAUUAUGUUUUGGAUACAGUUCUGCCUCGAACAAUGCUAUUCGUAUGAAGUAUGUCAAAGAGCUGUGUCUUAUGUGGCACCAUUGUUUUACGCGAAAAAGCUAAGUGAUCGCGCAUUUCUUCAUGCCAAAACGUUGUUGCGUAGUUCACGAACGAAAAUUGACAGUCUACUAAAAGCUUCAAGUUUGAACACAGAUGACAAAACAGUUCCGAGUAUUUCCGAAGUUAUACAAGCAUCUGUACAAAAAAUUAAUACGCAUCUUUCACACGUCAGAGAAGCUUCAAGUGAUAUGUUUUUUAUUUAAAAGAAUAAAAUUAAAAUUUAUUAAAAAAAAAUAACUAGUUGUUUUUUUGGCAGUAAGAUUCAUUAGCGUUUAGCUUUUUUCUUUGUAACUUGAAUGUUGUUUAAUUCAAAAACGUCAAAGAACUUUUUCAUAUAUUAUGUGAAAACAUUAUGCA
Hylaeus volcanicus is the source of this 3169-nucleotide messenger RNA. Its product is annotated as protein argonaute-2-like. Bases 184 to 3015 code for a protein of 943 amino acids. Gene Ontology annotation, molecular function: protein binding; RNA binding. The record is from RefSeq and is a predicted model, not a curated record. The transcript is spliced from 14 exons. NCBI's taxonomy places the organism in Eukaryota, Metazoa, Arthropoda, Insecta, Hymenoptera, Colletidae.